CUCCAUUGAAAGUGGCUCCCUGGCUUAGACGCGGUGCGGGCAGACAAGGGGGCGGACCAGCCGGAGGAAAACUUGACAGAGAACAACAGCAGCCGCACCGCUGACCUCCACAGCUGACACUUUUAUCAGCGCGAGCUUCCACGGGACACACAUUUACUGCGUGUCGCUGAGUGACGUGCCAGCGGACACAGCGGAGGCGCGCCCGGUAACGGAGUAACGUUUGCAGGAAAGCGAGAGGUGAGGCGGCGGCAGAUAUUUGUAGUUGAGAAGAAGAGCCUCGGUCACAGGUGGGGACUCAGCUACAGGUAGCCUCGCGGGAGCUGUCGUGGCACGAGAUAGCUGUGAAAGCGCACGCGGGUCAUGAGGAUUUCUCCGGUCGCUGCUCGGAGCGCCGCGUCGCAGCUGUGAACGAAGAAGAAGAAGAAGAAGAGGAGGCAGAAACCAGAGGAAGAGCCUGACCACUUCUCUGCCGCUCAGCCCGAGAGCAGAGGCAGCAUGUCCCGGAGGAAGCAGAGCAAACCCCGGCAGAUAAAGCGUUCUCUUGGGGAUCUCGAUGGCGGCGAGGAAAACACACCGGACAACCUGAGCCUAUCGGGAGAGGAGGGCGGAGCCUCCGACCCAGACGAUUCUGCAGAAGGCGACAGCUCCAGUCCGCCUCCGUACACACCAUUGUACAACGAAGAGCCCAGGACGCAGGACUCGGGAGGAGGCCCGGAUGAUAAAGACGUGGAAGGGGAGGAGCCUGCGUCGACGCACAGCGGAGCAGAGGAGGAAGAGGAAAGGGAGGAAGAGCAGGAGGUUUUACAUUGGAGGGGUCCAGAUGACCUGGAGCUAAGUGAUGAAGGUGGCGACAGCAGUGUGGUGACAGUAAGAGACCUCUCUCCAGACACAGUAUGGGGCCCCUACCCAGGAAUCGUCCAAUCACAGAGCAGCACAGAUGAGCAGGAGACCGAGGAGAACUGGGGCGAUAAGGCGCGCCACCCACGGCUUUUCAAACACUUUUUGGGUAGUCUCUUCUCACUCUCUAUCUCUCUUCCCCUCUACCUCAUCUACUCUCCUCUCCACUUCCUCUUUCCCUCACUCCCCGAGAAGGACGAGUGA
Messenger RNA from Neolamprologus brichardi, 1101 nucleotides. The record is from RefSeq and is a predicted model, not a curated record. NCBI's taxonomy places the organism in Eukaryota, Metazoa, Chordata, Actinopteri, Cichliformes, Cichlidae.